UGCACCAGUGCACUCCCUAACCUCAUUCCAAUUACACGACUCGCUGCAUGACAUGACUCGGUACCAAAAAAAAAAAAAAAAAUCUGAUUCAGAUUCAUACUUUAUUGAUAACUUUAUUGGAAAUUUUCUUUACAGUUUGCGCACAUGGCACAUAUAUGAAGAUAUAACAUAUAAUACCCAGCACAAGUCACAAUAUCACAAAUAUCAGAAACCGGUGCAGGAGAGAUAUGAUGGUGGAAAACCCUAUACCUCCUGCUGAGGUUGUUCAGGGCAGAUAUGGCUGUGCCCUUUUACUUUUUAAGUUAUUUGUCUGUAAAACCAGGGGAGGAGUGUGAAAAAUGGGAUGCUUUACGGGUCAUGGCGGUGUUGACUAAAGCUGGUAGGUUGGGAGUGGGGAGGCCGAUUAAUUUGGAGCAUGUGUGGGGGAUUUUAAGUAGUGUGUUUCUGUUGGUGAUGGAGAGCAUGGUGAAGUAACAGGUGUCACAGUACAUGAUGACGGGUUCAAUAAUGCUGCGAUACAGAAGGAGUAGAAGGUUGGGGCUUGACUGAGAGGGACCUGAGUGUGCGGAGGGGGUAGGGUCUCUGCUGGCAGCGCUUGUGGAUGUCUGUGGAUGUAUUUUCAUGUGUUAAAUGCCAACUCAGCUUCUCAUAAUCAUGUGUUUGUAUCAUGAUGAUAUCAUGAUGGAAAGGCAAAUGUUCAUGUUUACACUCUAUGUGUAGGCUUUAGUCAGACAUAUGUAUCUAUUUUUAUCUCAUUCCUCCUAUCCUCUCUCUUCUCUCUCUUUUUCUGUCUCUUCUGUCUCUCCCAGCCGACCUCAAGCAGAUGGGUCCCUCCAUAUGUGUUGGGUUCUGCUCAAGGUUUCUUCCUGUUAAUGGGGAGUUUUUUCAUACUGUAACAAAAACAAAGCUUUUCCAAAACGGUCUCAGCUCUGUAUAUGUGAAAACGGAGGGAUGGGGUGCUGGUAUUUUAUAAAACAGGAGAGGAAGCAAGAAUCACCAUGAGCAACUUCAUUGAAAGCGUCAGCUUUGACUUGGACUCGUGUAUGAAGUGAUCAGAAAUUGGUGAUCGGAGGUCAAAGGUCACAGUGAUUUUACAAAUCAAGCUUUUGAAGUCUGAUACAAGAAUAUUUGUAUAAUAGUUGCACAAGAAGACUUCUGUCUAUCACAAACCUGUUGGUUUUGGUGAUACUGACAUUCAGGGGAUUGUCGUUGGACUAGAUGAGAUAUCUCUCUUUCAGUUCUUUGUAAAAACAGCCUUAAAUAUCAUAAAUUGCGAAAAUACCAGCUGAGAUAUUCAAACAACCAUUUUCCCUCCGGAAAUGUAGUUUCCUAACUGUAACGAUUUGAACAGAUGUGUCUUUGUGUCACUGUUAAAUCCACAGAGACCAAACAUACAGCAAGCACAAGUACACACAAAGUAAACAGACAUUUCUCUCCCCAUGAGAGAAGCUAGACACGGACGCUAACCUGUAAACUGUUUAUGUUGUUAUCAAGCUUUAUUUUAUCUAAGUUCAUAUUUGAGUCAUAAUUUCACACAGGCUUAAAACGGACACAUUUUUGCAUUAGAUUUAAAUUUGUAAAUAAACUGAAUAAAGUAAAAUACAUACUACAUCAGGAAAAAAUUUAGUGCAUCAGAAAAGUUUUUAUUUUCAAUCGGCCUCAGAUUUGUCAUGACAGUCACUGAAUAUAUUAUAAUUUAUUUUUCUUUGUAACACUUACACAACCACACACACAAGAGGCAGCUUGGCAUCUUUUGAGAAAAUCAGUAUGUUCGUUAGAGGUCUGCCACACAGCGCCACUUCCUGGAUCCCUGGGCAAAGUUUAGCAUUUCACUCUGUGAUUGGUGAAUAACCUCCUCCUGAGCUUUACUGGGAAACGCAACAUGACAAACAACUAAACCAGCCAAUUAGAGACGCUGCGUCUUCUGCCUCAACCCAAACAGGUGUUCUGACUGGCAGUCUACCCAGACUCCUCCCACACCUCCCUCAGUGACAGCGUGGGAGACGGUUCAAAAUGUGAAAGCUCACCUGAAAAGCUCCUCUUUAAUCCUUCCCUCUGUUAAACGCGCACAUACACACAGAGGCAGUGCAGGCGCGUAGCUGUGACACAUUAACCUACUAACCUGGCUGUUGAAGCCAUGUCACACACACAGAGAAAACUCACUCAGAAUCCUCUGGAGAAGACAUGGGUUCCAUGGAUGAAAAGCAGGCUGAGUCAACGCAGAGGCUCGUCUGUGCCUCAGUUCACCAACUCCCCCACCAUGAUAGUGAUGGUGGGACUUCCAGCUCGAGGAAAAACGUACAUCUCUAAAAAGCUCACCAGAUACCUGAACUGGAUCGGGGUUACAACCAAAGUCUUUAAUGUUGGCCAGUAUAGAAGGGAUGCCACACGUUCCUACAACAGCUUCGAGUUCUUCAGACCAGACAACGCUGAGGCCAUGAAGAUACGCAAAGCCUGUGCCCUUGCUGCUUUGCACGAUGUCUCUGAGUACUUCAACAGAAACCUGGGUCAGGUCGUGGUGUUUGAUGCCACCAACACGACUCCAGAGCGCAGAGAGGUCAUUCUCGGUUUUGCCAAAGAAAACGGAUACAAGGUUUUCUUCGUGGAGUCAAUAUGCAAUGAUCCAGAAAUCAUCGCUGAGAAUAUUAAACAAGUGAAGCUGAGCAGCCCGGACUAUGUAGACUGUGACAAAGAGGAGGCAGUAGCUGACUUCUUGAAGAGGAUUGACUGUUACAAGCAGACCUACGUUCCUUUGGAUGACGACAAGGACAGGAAAUUGUCUUACAUUAAAAUCUUCAACGUGGGUAGCAGAUACCUUGUAAACCGGGUCCAGGACCACAUUCAAAGCAGGAUCGUCUACUACCUCAUGAACAUCCACGUCACCCCAAGAUCCAUCUACCUGUGUCGCCAUGGAGAGAGUGAACUCAACCUUGUGGGUCGCAUUGGGGGCGACUCUGGGCUCUCGUCUUCUGGGGCAAAGUUUGCCAGUGCUCUGGGUACAUAUAUGCGUGAGCAGUCUAUCAGUGACCUGAAGGUGUGGACGAGCCACAUGAAGAGGACCAUCCAAACGGCAGAGGCUCUGGGAGUCCAGUACGAGCAGUGGAAAGCCCUCAAUGAGAUAGACGCUGGGGUUUGUGAGGAGAUGACAUAUGAGGAGAUUCAGGACCAUUACCCCGAGGAGUUUGCACUGAGGGAUCAAGACAAGUAUCGCUACCGCUACCCCAAAGGAGAGUCGUAUGAGGACCUCGUCCAGCGCCUGGAGCCGGUCAUCAUGGAGCUGGAGAGGCAGGAGAACGUUUUAGUCAUCUGUCACCAGGCUGUCAUGAGAUGUCUGCUCGCCUACUUCCUGGACAAAAGUGCUGAUGAGCUGCCCUACCUGAAGUGUCCUCUCCACACCGUUCUCAAACUCACCCCAGUUGCCUACGGUUGUAAAGUGGAGUCUGUCUUCCUCAAAGUUGAAGCUGUGAACACGCACAGGGACAAGCCAGUGAAUGUGGACGUGGACAGAGAACCGGCGGAGGCUUUAGAGACGGUCCCUGAGCACAUCUAGAGGAGGACGCGCAGCAGGUGUCAUCGUCACUGAUGGAAAGUGGCCUUUUAAUUUUUUUUUUUAAUUUAAGUAAUCCUAGAAAUUGUUGUCAUUGUGUAAAUGAGACAUUUAUCCUAUGGCAGCCUAGUUCCCUUGUAAAUGCACUUUAUAAUGCAGGGCUCAGGCCAAAUGUCUGGAAUAUAGUGCUGAACACUGGCCAGGUGACUUGUAGCACUGUUUGGAUAAUCUUAAACAUUUCUACUAGUUUAUCUCUCCCCUAACUGUGAUGGAUUAACCAAUGUGAAACCAGUCAGUUCUAACUUGAUCUGAUAAGUGGGUCUGAGCCAUAAAACAUGUUUUCUUGUGUGUCUACAUUAUAACACCACUGAUCAAGUUUGGUUUGUGAUUGGCUGUGGUUUGGUUAAUGGAAGUCACAGGAGCACAGAAUCUGGACCUCCAUAGGAACAUUUUGACAAUAGAGUUUUUCACUUUCUUACCGUGAGUAAGACAAGAAGAUGGCCAGGGCUCUAGUUUCUGUCUGUUCAAUAUGAAGUAGUGCAUUAGUUUAGCUUAGGUUAACGACUCGUAAAUUACAUGUUUUUUAAUUUAUGAAUUGUGCCCUAAUCUGCACAAAAACUAUAAAAAUGUUUGACGGAUCUGAUACCCUGAACUAGUUUUUAAUUUGUAUUUGGUGCCUUACCAAAUAGUGCGAAAAAGCAGCAGAUUCUACUAAUGAAAUAUUGGUCCACAGCGCUACUAGUGGUCAAAAACUUUAUGAGCUUUAUCCAAGAUGUUCCUCGAAUACUGUGAGUUUCUAAAUAUUCAAGUGUAUUAUUAAAACAAUAUUUACAUGCCCAUAUGUAGUGGUACCUAUAGGUUACUUCUGUCCUUACAAGCUCCAUAGACUCAUUUAAAAACAAAAACAGACACAUUGAUUAAAAAUGAUGAACUGCUGAGCUUCAGCAUUGUAAACCUACUGUUUAUUUUAUAGAACUUAAUAUUUACAUAGCCGCAUUGGAGAGAAAUGCUAAUAAAUUGCUAGUUUCCUGGAAAUCUAACAAGAUUUGCAGUAAUUUGCAUUGGAAACUUAACUACUGUGUAACUUCCGCAAAACUCUUCCACUUGACUUACGGGCGUGGGAAUACUGUCUUAGGACACUUGAAAUUGCUGCCAAACUAUUCCUAGAACUUGAACUGGCCAGUGGGUUUGGGACCCGUUAUAGUCAUGAGCUUUACAUACACCAAUACUCCAGUUAUUCUGAAAACAACAAUAUUCUGAAUUUAAUACGGAUAUACAGAACAACCUGCAGACAUGUAAAAGCAACCGCUUGUCCAGGCAACUCCACAUUUGUCCUUUUUUUCUAAUAUUGCUGUCAACAGAUUGAGACGUGUCCUAUGCUGAUACUGGAGCAUUAUUUGGAAGUGAAUGAGAUGCCUGCCAUGUGUAUUGUGCAUAAAACCACAACAGUCUCAUGUAUCGCAGAGGGGAACUGAAGGACGUGAACAUGGAGGCUGUUGGAAAUCUGCUGCUGCAUGUAAACAGGAACAGUAGUGGGUGAUUCACUUUCAUUUAACCAUGCAAACUGCUGCACUGGAAUAUUGUCGUUUUCAGAAUAAGGGAUAAAAAUAUAUACAUAAAUACUGUAGAUGUGAACGUAGUGAAUGAUUUGGUGCUGUUUUUUUCUUUCAUAUAAAUGUCAAAUGAAAGAAGUCUUGAUGCAGUAUCAGGCAAACACCCCCACAGUCCUCCGAGUGUAAAACUAGAGUGGACAUCUGGCCCUUUAAAAUGCCCAAUACCACCAUGUGCCUCAUAAAUAAAAUCUACAUCUACAAGCUACUCUAUGCACCCUCCAGAGACACACUUGUCCUGUGUGUGCUGCUGUGUGUGUGUGUGUGUGUUUUUUCUUUUUUUUUUAGUGGAGUCAUUUAGUACUUGGAUCUGGUGCAAUAAUAACACAUAUGGUGAAUCUGUUGCUUGUUCUUUUUAAUAUGUGAAAAUAUUUUAAAGGUGACGGGCUGAUUGUGAAACUUGAGAAACUUCACUGACUGUCUGUGGUUGUGAUGAUCUGUUCAGUGUGUCAAUGUUGUGGUCAUGUUUAUCUCUGAGUUUAAAUCAGAGGCCUGUAUCAGCUUAGUCUGGCUGUCUUUAGGUCACGCGUCAAUGAUCCUGGAUCACCAGUAUCAUGAAUUUACCGACUGGCUCUGUUGAUGUCCCAUGUACUAAUUCAGCUAAAAGCGUUUUCACCUGUAAGAUUUGUACUUAUAAGCUUUAUUAUUGGUAUCGCACAAAAGCAGAAAGCAGUGCCGGAACUACGGGCUGUAAAGAAAUAAUGACAAAAUAGUAAAAAUAACAUUUUCACUAAAUCAAGUUUAAAUGAUCCAUUAUUCAGAAUAGUAUAUCAUUUCACGAUGGCUUUAAUUAUUUAACAUUUCAACUUUGGUGUUUUUGUAUUGUAAACUAAUAAAGUAGCUGAUAUCAUACAGAUGAGUUCUUUUAAAUGAUAGCUUCACAUGUAACUUAAACUGUUAAUCCAAAGUAGUUUACAACCCUAACCUUAAACCGUUGGAUGCAUAUAGGCACAAAAAAAAUAAACUUCCUUUCAGAGAAUUAUUUUGUUAUGCAAAAUCAUACUGACCUGUGAAUCUCUAUAUUUUCUUGUGGUGGCUGUGCAAUAUUUCUAUCAAGGUCAUCAUGGUGAUUUAUGGUCUCAAAGUGUGCCAGUUUCACAAUACUGUACCUGAAAACCUGAGUUACACCCACAGAUGGCCAACUAACACGUUCAUGUUGCCAUGUAAAACGGGUCUCUGGUUUUCUAGUUUUUGAAACCUGAGAGCAAUAAAUAAAAUAAAUUCCUCAGGGAUCCUUAUUUUGAUUAAAAGGGAUGAAUGACAGUGUAAAUAAAUAUGUGUCCUUCUGUCCACACAGUGUGACCAGUGUCUCAGAAAACUAGCAUUUUAAGAUACUGGAUUGUCUUGUUGAAACACGUUCAGUUCCUCCUGUCAGUGUCCGGAGAGUAACUUGGUGCUUCCUGUUUGGUCAGAUCAGGCCACAGCUGUCAAACUGCUCUUCUCUUGUCUGUGCAAACAUGUAAUUGUGCCUGAGCUGUGCAAUAUGUAGCAGCUGAGUUGUCAGAGUGACACCAAAAGCAAACAGUGUCUUCUUGUGCAAUAUCAACGAGAUCACUAGAGAGAAGGAAUCGAAACCUUGUCAAUGCAAUCACAGUUGUUGUUGGGACUAUUAGAAAAUAUUUUAUUUUAUGAACAAAUAACUGUUACCUUAAUGUGAAUUCAAUAAAAAGAAAACUGCUGA
Mugil cephalus (flathead mullet) is the source of this 6838-nucleotide messenger RNA. RefSeq names its product 6-phosphofructo-2-kinase/fructose-2,6-bisphosphatase-like. The transcript has 14 exons. The coding region runs from base 2138 to 3550 and encodes 470 amino acids. The record is from RefSeq and is a predicted model, not a curated record. Gene Ontology annotation, cellular component: cytosol; 6-phosphofructo-2-kinase/fructose-2,6-biphosphatase complex. Gene Ontology annotation, molecular function: ATP binding; fructose-2,6-bisphosphate 2-phosphatase activity; 6-phosphofructo-2-kinase activity. Gene Ontology annotation, biological process: fructose metabolic process; fructose 2,6-bisphosphate metabolic process. Lineage: Eukaryota; Metazoa; Chordata; Actinopteri; Mugiliformes; Mugilidae.